This is a messenger RNA of Sugiyamaella lignohabitans, 2481 nucleotides long. RefSeq lists its product as uncharacterized. The coding region runs from base 1 to 2481 and encodes 826 amino acids. The record is from RefSeq and is a predicted model, not a curated record. Lineage: Eukaryota; Fungi; Ascomycota; Dipodascomycetes; Dipodascales; Trichomonascaceae. The transcript has a single exon.
AUGAUUGGAGGCAAGUCCCGUCUGUGGUCUAACUCCACGGGAGGAGAGGAUGAUUCAAUUAAGAAGAAAGGAAGGAGAGAAGCACAAGAGGUCGUUUCUGUUGGUGAUAAUAGUACUGAGGAGUCGAAUAAUGUGUCUAGAUGUCCUGAAACAGGUGCUCUGGGGUCGCAGUCUAAGUCUGAUUCUACGACUGAACCACCGAGUGGUCAAUCUGCCUCGGGUGAUGUAAAUUUAGAAGGUGGCCUUAAUAUCACGAUGCAGCCGGGUGGAGAGCACAAAUCAAGUAGUGAUAAUGUCACUGUUGGUCCUAAGACUGCUGAUGUCACUGCUAAUGUCAACAUUCCAGUACAAAAGAAUCCCAAGCCGCCAGAGAGUCCAGCAUCGCUAUCUACGGCAUGGUAUUCUUGGGCUUGGGCGUCUUCUGCACCAAAAGAAUCCAAGAGCAAAGAUGGUAAUGAUAGUAUAGCCACCAGUAAUGGCAGUAAUGAUAAUGAUGAUGAUAAUAAACGGGAUACAAAGGGUACUAAUGAUGAUGCUACUACUGAGACUAAUUAUAAUAGAGGCGACAUUACUGUUUCUAAUGGUCGAAACCGGCAGGAUCCUGCUAUUACCUCUGAAUCACACCAGCAAUUUGAAGUAAAAGAGUCGGAAGACAACUCCGUUUCAAAUACACCUCAUACUAGAUCUGACUCAUGGUAUACUAGUAUUUGGAGUUUAGUAGGAUCAAAUUACUCGACAACCACAAGCGAUCCGAAAACUGACGAACGAAGAUUAGAUAAACCAUCUGAUAAUACUUCAGAUAAGCGGACCGAGGAUAUCUCCUCAGACAAACUACCUACGUAUUCGACCCCUCCUGAUAGGACCCCUUCUAGUAUCUCAGACUCGGAGUCGCUUAAAGACCCAAAUGUCAUAGCUGGUCCUAGUGGUGACAGAUCGUGGGCAUUUUGGUUUCGAAGCUCAACAACAUCUGAUAAAAGCGCUGACAAGAACCAGAACGACCUAUCAGAACAGGGUGAAUUAGCGAUAUCUGGGACCUCAACAGAAAGUCACCCCAGAACUGUUAAACGUACCGAGCAUUCUCCAGGCCCAGAACCAGUAAAUACACCUGUUAUGGCUGAUACAGGGUCAUCACCAUCUAUUCCGGGCCAGACUUCUCGACAAGCUAACCAGCAAGAGCAAUCUACUCAACCAGGUGAACCCGUUAAUAAGAAACCUCGUAAGGUGAUUCGACCAAACGUAGUCACUCCUUCCCUCGAUGAAUCAUACCCUUUAUAUACGAACUCGAUACGAAUCAAGUCAUCGCUGUCCAAAUUUUCCGAGUACGUUUUCCCACGAUUCCAGGAUACGUUGAAAACCCAAUAUCAUCAGCAUCCGUAUAGAUGUGCCCCACACAAAAUACAGCGGGUGGUGGUAUUUGGAGUGCAUGGGUAUUUUCCAGCUAAAGUGGUACGUACAUUUCUUGGCGAACCUACGGGUACAUCAGUAAAAUUUGCAAGAGAAGCAGCUGAGUCUGUUGCACGAUGGGCUGAUGAGAAGGGAUACGAUGUUCAGAUUGAGGAGAUAGCUCUUGAGGGAGAAGGAAGAGUGAGUCACCGUGUCGACAAGCUGUAUCAAUUGCUUAUGAACUGGUUGCAUUUGAUUCGUGAGGCCGACUUUAUUUAUUUUGCAGCUCAUUCACAGGGAACACCAGUGGCUGUUCAUCUCCUUGCUCGGUUGGUCGAAGAGGGACAUGUGGAAAACAAGCGACUGGCAUUAUUGGGAAUGGCUGGUGUCUCGUUGGGGCCAAUGGCAGGGCUUGACCAGAAGAUUAUCAUGAGGGCCAUUUCGUCUAUAGAGAAUGACUCAUUGUUGGAAUUGUUUGAGUUUCAGAAGCUUGAAAGCGUACAAUCAAGGAAGUAUUUAGAAUCUUUGCGAGUGAUUAUUGCCCAUAACACCAAAGUUGUAUUUGUUGGAUCGCUGGAUGACCAGCUGGUCCCUCUAUAUUCGUCUAUUUGCAGUCAUGUUGCACACCCCAAUAUCUACAGGGCAGUUUACAUAGACGGUGAAGAUGUUGCACCUGGGUUCAUUUCGAAUCUGCUAACGAUUGCUUUAAGGCUGAGGAAUAUCGGGUCUACAGACCAUGGAGUCAUUCAACAACUAUCUGGAGCACUUGCAGGAGCCAUCACUGGAAAGGGCCACUCAAAGAUAUAUAACGAGUCUCAAGUUUAUGACCUGACGCUUCGAUACGCUCUGGAAACGACUGAUGCGGGCCAAGGCGUUCCUGUCAAGGUAGAAUCGGAAUAUGAGAUCCCGAAGCCAAACCAAAACAACCCGUACAUCCUUCCAUGGGCAAUGAGAGGACUGGUAAACGAGGCACGUAUACGUACCGCAUUCUCAGACAAGCUCCAAGAGCUCUACGAAGAAUUCAACCAGUGGCGGCCUGAAUCUAAGGUUCUCAAAGACGUCAAAUACCGCCUCAGUCCGAUUCAGUCGAAACUCUAG